Molecule: messenger RNA, 4484 nt
Organism: Galleria mellonella (greater wax moth)
Lineage: Eukaryota; Metazoa; Arthropoda; Insecta; Lepidoptera; Pyralidae
Gene: MICU3
Product: calcium uptake protein 3, mitochondrial
Exons: 12
Coding region: 33-1484 (483 amino acids)
Biological process (GO): mitochondrial calcium ion homeostasis; calcium import into the mitochondrion
Cellular component (GO): uniplex complex
Molecular function (GO): calcium ion binding
Source: RefSeq, a predicted model, not a curated record
AAUGUCAAACGUCAAACAGCUGUUCUGCCAACAUGGCCACGUUAAGUUGUACGUUUAGUAAAAUAAUAAGAAAAUUAAAAAUUUCACCAGUUUUUACGCGUAAUUUUAGUAAUGUGAGAUUAAAAAGUAAUAGUUUUAAAACUGUUGCGACAUGUGCUUGUGUAAUCGGCGGCGGUUUGGUGUUCUAUGCUGUAAAAAGCUUUGGAAAUAUCGAUACAGUCUACGCUCUCAAAGCGAAGCCCGACGAGUUGUCGAAAUCAGUGAAACUGACGUCACGUGAACGCCGCUUCAUCAAGUUCGCGAGCGUGGAGUACGGUGGCCAGUUGUACAUGACGCCGCAGGACUUCCUAGAGUCAGUCGUCGAACAGGAACCAAGGCCUCGUCUCAAAAGGCGUAUCCUCACGGCCAAGGAGAUCGAACAGCUGCGCGACCACACGCCAGCGUUGAAGAAAGGGUCACCGCAGAUGUUCAGAAACCUUAGGGAUAAAGGAAUAAUUUCAUACACGGAGUAUUUAUUCCUUCUAUCUAUAUUAACAAAACCGGCCUCCGGUUUUCAAAUAGCAUUCAACAUGUUCGACACUGAUGGCAACCAAAGAGUGGAUAAGAAUGAAUUUCUAGUCAUCCAACGGUUGCUCGGUGGUGCGUUUAAGGAGCGUAAGAAUCUGGACCCCAAAAGUCAGGAGGCACUGCUUUCCUUAGUCUCUUCAAGUGCACAGAAGAGCAAGAUGGCCCAAAUCGAAACAGAUUAUAAGCCUUCUACAAUGGAGAAGAUCUUCAGCUUCGCGUGGCGAGGCAAGAGGGGUAUGACAGAGGAUCCGAGCCAAGAUGGCAAGGAGGGAGCCCCACAAGACAACUAUGUGAAUGAUGAACAAGGUCUGCAGAGGAGGCACAACGUGGACACGUUACUGCAGGUUCAUUUCUUUGGAAAGAAAGGCACAAGCGAUCUGAAAUUCGAGGGCUUCAAGCAGUUCAUGGAAAAUCUACAGACCGAGGUUCUUGAACUGGAGUUUCAGGAAUUCGCCAAAGGUCACGAAACGAUAUCUGAAGUGGACUUCGCGAAGAUACUCCUCCGGUAUACCUACCUUGAUACUGACGAGUACGACAUGUACCUCGACCGGCUGCUGGACCGUGUGAAGGAUGAGAGGGGCAUCACCUUCGACGAGUUCAAGACCUUCUGCCAGUUCCUGAACAACCUGGAGGACUUCACUAUAGCCAUGAGGAUGUAUACGCUGGCCGACCAUCCUAUAUCUAAAGAUGAAUUCCACCGCGCCGUGAAGAUCUGCACCGGAAUCUCGCAGUCCGAACACCUAGUCACCACGGUGUUCGCCAUAUUCGACGCGGACGGGGACGGCCUGCUCAGUUACAAGGAGUUCAUCGCCAUCAUGAAGGACAGACUCCACAGGGGCUUUAAGUCAUACGCCAAGAACGAAGGUUGGGAAGCGUUCAAGUCAUGCGUGAAACAAGAGAUGAAGAGUGCUGUGUAAAUGUAAUUAAGGCUUUUUUUUUAUCGCCAAAGUUUAUUGUGUAAUUACUUACUACUGGAUAGUUCAUUGUGUAAUUAAUUUAUAUGAUAAUUUAUCAUUUCUAAUUAGCUCAAACAUAUCGUCGGCGUAAAUGGAAAACUAAAUAAUUAAAUUAUAUAAUUAAAUAAUUAAAUUGAGGCCUACAAAAUCAAAGGCAGCUAGCUAAACGUUAUUAAAUCGAUUUCAUUGUCACUCUUUACUUAAAUAUUUUUCUUAAUUAAAAGUUCUAAUAGUUAAAAUUCAAAUUAUUACUAGUAUUCAAAUUUUUUUUCAAUCUAGUUUCAAAUAUAGAAUAUGUAACACCGAAAUGUAUACGUAUUACGUAUGUAUAGUAAGUACCUACGCCGUGAGAUCCGUCUAAACGUACAGCGCACGCGCCGACCGACCAAUAGCAGCGCGCCUCUCGCGCUUCCAGAAAUUUCGCGGCUAACGAACGAGAGAGUAGUAAGGCGAUGAGUAUUUAUUAUAGUACUGUUUCUUGUUAAGUUUUAUUUUAAGACACACAAUUUCAUAAUAAAUAACGUGUUCCCCCGUUACAAAUAUAGUUCCAUAUCUUUGACAAAAUAUUAGUUUUCUUUUUUUAGUUUCCUUAAAAUUUUACAGACUUGGAUUUAGCUGUCUUUGAUUUUAUAUUUUAUAGGCCUCAAUUAGACUAGUUGUAUCCCAUGGAUUUGCACGCAUGAAUCACUAUAUAAAAUAUCUUAUAUAUAACCUAUCCGUGUACCAAAAUUAAUUCAAUUCCGCUCAAUCAAUCAAUCAAAAUUUACUGGGUACAGAGGAAUAACACCUGAGUCCUCAGUAAUGGCAACGCAUGGGGGGUAUCAUGGGCGAAACAGUACACUCUGUUAUGUCCAGUCCAUGGUGCUGCUCGUGUCUAUAGGCGGUGGUUACCACUUUCCAUCAGGUGGGUCGUCAGCUUGUUUGCCAUUCUAAGUCGUAUAAAAAUAUUUUUUUUCCAAUUAAUCUACUUACAAGCGGUAUCGAAGCUUUAAGUUUCAGGAGAGAUUUUGCCUCACUCUGCGUAUUCUACUGCUUGUACAACGGACUGUGUUUAGAGGAAUUGUUUAAUAUGAUGCCCACAGCCAUUUUCUACCAUCGUAUAGCUCGCCAUCGACAGGGAGAUCAUCCCAUACCUUAGGGCCUGAAUGGUCGCGUACAGCGUGAUUUCAGAUAUGUUUCCUCCCAUGAACGCUCAGGUUAUGGAUAGAGCUCCCUGUCGAAGUUUUUUCAAGAAACUAAAACAUGGGUUCCACAAAAAAGGGGUAAAGAGGUUUCUUCAAGGUCAGCAACGCGUAUUACUAUGAAUAUAGGCUACAGUAACCGCUUACCAUCAGGUGGGCCGUAUGCUUGUUUGCCACCUCAGUGGUAGAAAAAAAAAUCUGUUUUAUGAAUCAUCAUAAUUUAAAAAUUAUAAUAAUUUUUUGCUCGUGAUAUCAAAUUGAAAAAAGGAUUUAGAGAAAUGACACGUCGGUAUCGACCCCUAUUCUUACAAAUAUACAUAUUAACUGUGUUUUUAUUACUAUGGGCAGUAAAAUUAUUAUUAAUUAUGAAAUUACAUAAUUAUGAUAUAAAAUUAAGGAUAAAAUAGUAAAUCGCGCUUCUCUAUAAACUACAAAAAUUAAAUUACUGUUUUCGCCAUCUACGCCAACGAAAUACGUCGUUUAUAGUUGAUUUUUCUCACAAAUCUAAUCUAAAUUAAGAUAUUCAUAACUUCCUUGCACUUUCCCUACCUCUCGUAGUUUAGAAAUACAUAAAUAAUAUAUUUAAUGCACAAAUAGUGAGAUUUUUAUGGUUGUUUAUUUAUUAAUUUGCUAUUAACAUUGAGCUUGUGAAGGUCUCUGUACACUACCUUAGAUAGAGUAUUCAUUAUGUAAGAGCCGAUCACAAAUAAACGAUCUAGUCUUAUUUACCAGUGCAUAGAGGCCUUUUUGAUGCAGUGCUUGUGAUUUUUAGUGUAAAAAAAAAAUAUUUAUCAAUUAUAGUAGACUUACGAUCUCAUACAAAAUCUGACGUAAUGGCCUAUUCAUAAAAAAGCUGUUUGAUAAACUUAUUAUAAAAAGUUUUUGUUUGUGUAACUUGUUAUGUCCGUAUCUUUAGUUUCUUUCAAUAUAACUGUAUGAAAAUGUAAAAGAAACGAACUGGCCUGACCACAAGCCAAUAUGCUAUUGCCCAAUAGCAAUGCAAAUAAAACGUCUAUAAUUUAGCUUUAAGGUUUAGAUUUUUUUACCAAUUUCAUUUAAAGAAAAUUUGGCUGUUUUUUAUUAAAUUCUAUUGAAACAAAACAUAUAUACAAUCGCCACUGCUGAUUCGUUAUUAAUAUCGAAUCGAUACUUACGAUUUGUCAAAUCGAUUAUUAAGAACUCAACACAAAAUAAUUAUUUAAAAAUAAAUCAACAAUAUAAUUGUUUUAUAAAACGAAUCAUAAAUAAUAUCGAUCGAUUAUAAUUUAUGGUAAUGAUUUAUGACUUUAUUAAAUUAUGAUUUAUGACCUUUUAAAGAAAUAAUAAUACCACAGUGUAAGAAACAACCAGUGGUCGAACGUAUAUAUUGUAUAACUGAUAGAAGAGAGUUCUUUAGACUGUGAUAAAUACCAUAGAGAACUAUAUCGGUUUUUAAUUAAUAAAACAUCUGGACAUAAAAUGUUAUUUGUUAUAAAAAAAUCUAUUAAGUUUUAAUGGCAUCGAUAUAAAAUAUAAAAUGACUAAUCGAUUAAUUCAACGAAAUAACUAGCUAAUAUCUUUUGUGAAGAAUGAACGUAGUCAUGUGGUGCCAUCUAUGUUGAUUUUUAUUGGCGUCCUAUAGCCGUACUACCAAAUUACAUUUUAAUAUCUCUUAUAAUAAUUGUUACUUAAACGUUCGCUAGUCAUUUUUAUGUGUACAAAUAUAAUUUGUUACUUUAUAGUUACCAAGAAUUUCGAAUAAACUUAUAACUAUUUGUAUGAUACAAUCAUUCAUGUCUCU